Molecule: messenger RNA, 4855 nt
Organism: Oncorhynchus masou masou (cherry salmon)
Lineage: Eukaryota; Metazoa; Chordata; Actinopteri; Salmoniformes; Salmonidae
Product: carboxy-terminal domain RNA polymerase II polypeptide A small phosphatase 2-like
Exons: 7
Coding region: 61-837 (258 amino acids)
Molecular function (GO): RNA polymerase II CTD heptapeptide repeat phosphatase activity
Source: RefSeq, a predicted model, not a curated record
UUGAAAGUACCUGCAAAUUGGGGUAACGGAUUGGACUUUGAGGGGCUGUGCAUUUGUUAGAUGGAAAGUUCUAUUAUCACUCAAGUGCAGAAAGAAGAUAGUCAACUGCCGUCCAAAACAGGCCAGGUGAACAAAUCUUCCCCAAAGAAGCCUCGGAGCCGAAAUAUCUUCAAAGCGCUCUUCUGUUGCCUCCGAGCACAGGAUGCCUCUCAGCCUCCACCCCCUGCCCAGGAUACCUUACUUCCUCCUGAGGACAAUGGGACGAUCGCCAAGGUCCCAGAGACCAGUCUACUGCCAGAGGUAACCCUUGAGGAUGAGGGCAAGAUCUGUGUGGUCAUUGACCUGGACGAAACGCUGGUGCACAGCUCAUUCAAGCCCAUCAGUAAUGCUGACUUCAUUGUACCUGUGGAGAUUGAAGGAACAACACACCAGGUUUUCGUCCUGAAGAGGCCACAUGUCGACGAGUUCCUCCAAAGGAUGGGAGAGCUGUUUGAGUGUGUUCUCUUCACUGCAAGUCUUGCAAAGUAUGCAGACCCAGUGACCGACCUUCUAGAUCAGUGUGGUGUGUUCCGGACGCGUCUCUUUCGGGAGUCCUGUGUGUUCCAUCAGGGCUGCUACGUCAAGGACCUGAGCCGCCUGGGCCGCCAGCUCAACAAGACCCUCAUCCUGGACAACUCCCCCGCCUCCUACAUCUUCCACCCUGAGAAUGCUGUGCCUGUGGUGUCCUGGUUUGACGACCUGGAGGACACAGAGCUGCUGAGCCUCCUGCCUGUCUUUGAAGAGCUGAGUGAGGCGGAAGACGUCUACGCCAAACUGCAGCAGCUACGGGCCCCCUGACACGACACACCCCCUCUUAUAAGCCAGAAUCUCCCCCUCCCAGCCAGACCACACCCAUCAACCGACGGAAAAAGACCAAACCUUACUUACAUACACACACUGUGUGCGGUGUUAGUAUCCUAGACACACUCAGUAGUGUGUUUGUUUGGCCCCUGAACUUUGUGUCUGGACGGCUGUCCACUGUUCCUACUAUUUUCCCCUCAGUAUGUUAGCUGGUGCUGCAAAACUGCUGUUCUGGAAAAAAUCCAACAAACACAAUGCAAAGUGGCUCACUCUUUUCUCAUUUUAAAUGUACUCAAACACAUACUAGUACUCAAAUCAUUUAAACUGACUGGCCAGAUCUUUGUUUCUCCAAAAACGAGACUUAGAUUUCAUAGCACUAAUUGCGACACAAAACAAUUGACUGUACACACAACAUCUCUGCUUCGACAACAAUCUCUGUACAAACACUUUGAAGGGGGACUCUAAAGCAUUGCAAGGAAACUACAAAAACCACAUAGUGAUUUUAAUUUCCAUUUCGUAGUACAACGGCCUGUAUAAAGGCGUUUUUUAAGGAAGUUUCUCCUGAAUGGAUUGAGUCCUUCAGGAAAUUAAAUGUAAAAGAUAAACCCAGUGGUCUUUCUGAUCCAAGGCCAGCAUGACAUGACAUUACAGUGCAUGACAUGACCUCAUUUGAGCAGACCUUACAUGGGGAGCAAAGGAUCUCCAUCUUUGUGCCUUCUGAAAAGAAAAAUAUAUUAAUUCUGUUUUGGUUUUGUUUUUGAAGUAAGAAAAAAUUGCGUUCUUUCCAGAAAAUGGUUCUUUUUCAAUUGUUAGGUUUUUCUAUACAUUUUUGAGAUGUCUUUUAAAUGUUUGAUAUGGUAAGAAGUGUAGAUGACUUUUGUAAUGUCUUGGAUGUUGAGGAAGAACAGCCAUACGUUAACAGCCUCUGUAUGUUGUAUUUACAUGAAAUCCUCCAUUCUCAUUAGCUGACGAUAACCUAAUCCCCGGCCAAUAGGGACCAUUACAAACCAAGGGUCACACCAUCGUGUAAAGGCAGGGCUGUAACAUAAACCCUGCCUCUUUAUGCAGAUUCACCCUGAGAUGCAUCAGGUACAGGACACUUGAACUGGUUUCCCUACAUUUUUGGCGCCCCCUUUAAAAAAUGCCCUUUAAAUGAACAGACUAAUUUAGACUUUAAAGUUCGGUAGCAAAUUUGGAGUGAUUCUCUGCUGGUGUAUAGUCUGCUAAGGAUGCCAUAUUGGUUAAACCGAGGCCUUUUUGUUACAUUUUGUGUCAAGCCUUCUGGGUGCCAUAUUUGGGUCGCGUGAGGGACUUGUGAUAAGUAGGCUGCUAAGGGUGAACACAAUGCACACUAGUUUACCCCCUACCGGUUGCCCUUUAUCCAUAGUUUGCCAAGUCAUUUCCACUCAACUUUUACUAUUUUAAAAUGUAUCCUAUUUAAAGUAAGAUAUUUUGGUUUGUAAAAAAAAAAAAACGACACUGCUGAGAAGUAAAAGUAUGUGUUUUACAAAUUUUCUUUGCGUUAUUGCCUGUUCCAGAGGUUUGACAGUACUCACACUGACAUAUCUAAGGUUUUGUACACAUUGUGGGGCGGCAGUGGUUUUGUGGUGGCAAAAUAUGGAUUGAUUUAGCAAGAUAUGUUCUAUUGCUCAAAUUGUAACUGUAAGCACACACAGGCAUGCCCAAUCCUGACUAGUCACUGUAUCCCAAAGAGAUUUGUUUUGUGGUUGUUUUAUUCACAAGAUAAAACACCGCCUUGUACUAUUACACUCUAUGAAGUGCCUAUGGUUUCUUUCUGCGUUGAAAGCUUUAGAAUAAAACAUCAAGGGUCUCCAUCAUCCCCAUUUUUCAUUUUAGAAUUUUACAACUGAUAACCUGUCUAGUGUUGUUCGGAAAUUGAGUAAUCCACAAAUCGCUCUUUGCCACGUGAUGCUACUCCACUGUUUCAUUGGGAUUCAAAGAAAGGGCAGUGUGUUGUAAUGUUGUGGACCCCACAUCCACACCGUCAGAGAAAUGUAUCUACUGCAUGUUUGUCAUGUGUUCUGUAGAUAUUUAUAAGCGUGUUAAUCCCUGGCUGCAUUGCAAAUGGCACUCUAUUCCGUAUAUAGUGCACUACUUUUGACCAGAACUAUGGGCUCUGGUUAAAAGUAAAAACUAAAAACGGUUUUAUUGUCACAUACACUGGAUAGGUACAGUGAAAUGUGUUGUUUUACAAGGUCAGCCAUAGUAUUACGGUGCUCCUGGAGCAAAUUAGGGUUAAGUGCCCUGCUCAAAGGCACAUCGACAAAUUUCUCACAUUGCCAGCUCGGGUAUUCGAACCAACAGCCUUUCAGUGACUGGUCCAACGCUCUAACCGCUAGGCAGUGCACUAUAUAGGGAAUAGAUUACCUUUUGGGACGCACAAGAAUCCUCUUCUUUUGUCAGUUGGAUAGGAUGUUAAGUUUUGUCUUCUGGUGGUGGGAUUUGGUGGAGGGUGCACAAGGUGUGACCUGACUGUGUUAUUGUUAUGUCUGAAACACGAAAGGUAAAGUGGGGUCAUAGACAUCAGUAUUUACCAAAGCUCAACACUUUUAUUUUGUGGAGGUGGGUUGUAGAAGGGGAGGGGUGUGGGCACCAAAUAUUCACACUACAACUUCAACUUCACUACAAAUUAAAGCAUUCUUGCGCCAGUUUCCCUUCUUCUAGUCGAAAGAACCAGUAUUGUUGCAUUAAACAUGCAGCACUUCACUGUCAGUAAUGGUGAAUCGGUAAAAGAGGCCUACAUGAUACCUGGUAUAUUCAGUCAAAAUGUCUACUGACAUGAAAUUACUAAAUGUAGUGAAAGAUAUUGGCAUUCAAAUCAGAGGUGACAUGUCAAACGUUAAUUACAGUCAUGUUAUGGAUCAUGGUUUCAGGAGAAAGUUUAUCGUCUAUGAUUGUGAGGUAAUAUGUAACGUCUAUGAAAUGCAUGCUAUGGCCCUCAACAAAUGCGACUUUAAAAAUGUCCUGUGUUUGAUUCAAAUAUUGUUUACUCUUAAGUGAGAAAUACAAGAUUUCAUGAUCCCUUUGUUUCUAUGCAUCGGAAUGAUGCAAUUAUAAUUGAGAUCAUACUAUUGAUUUUAUCUUCCACAUAUACAUUUUAUUUUCUCAAAGACCUGGAGAGAAAUAAAGUAAAGAACCAGAGUGUUAUGUCCUUGAAAUUAGUUUGUCCUAAAAAGUCCAAUUGUAAAAAUAAAUAAAAAAUAAUUAUUGGUACUUGGUAAUUCUUUUCUUUUUUACAUGAAAUAUUAUAAGCAAAUAAUGGAUUGAAAUAUAGCCCUAAAAAGCUUUGUGUUCUCUUGUUUUGGACAUGGAUUAUUCCUAUUUGGAUUAUUUUGUCAUUUCUAACAUAUAUGGAGAUCUUUCUGCAAUCUCUUUAUUUUAAGUGUUCAGUUGGUUUACUUACUGUGCGGCUUCUUAGAUGCCAACCAACGAUCAGAACAAAAUAAGGUAUGAUUCAGAGGGUACAAUCUAUUGAUGCCUGUAUGUCUAUUGAUCAAUCUAUUGAAUAGAUUGUCAUGGUGACCAAUAUAGUAUUUUCUGAUAAUUGAUGGGAAAAUUUUCAGCAAGUAAGUUCUGUUUGGAUCAAAUUAUUUUCCCAUUUUAGAUUUUUUUUGUUAACUGGAUUCUUUAAUGGGUUGAUUGUGUGGUUGGGUCAGGAUUUGUGUACCAUGAACAAACUGCUGAUCUUACACAGAAACUAUGCAGAAGGAGAUACUGAAAUACAUACAGUAUAUUGCUAAAACGAUCAACCCAGUGGGCACAGACAUCAAUUCCACAUUGGUUCAAUGUAAUUAUGUUGAAAUGACGUGGAAACAACGAUUCAACCAGUAUGUGCCCAGUGGGAACUAUUACUCUUGAAAAUAUGUUUUGUACAGCUAUUUUCUGAAAACUUUAACGUAAGAUUCCUGCAUUAUAUUUUUGGGGGCUUUUUUGUUAAACUAGCAAUUCUGAAAAUUGUUUUUCAAAGAUGGAAUAAAAAAAUUGAUUAUAGUGA